Messenger RNA from Aplysia californica (California sea hare), 1531 nucleotides. RefSeq lists its product as uncharacterized. The transcript is spliced from 4 exons. Lineage: Eukaryota; Metazoa; Mollusca; Gastropoda; Aplysiida; Aplysiidae. The coding region runs from base 165 to 1142 and encodes 325 amino acids. The record is from RefSeq and is a predicted model, not a curated record.
UGCCCGAAGAGUUCUGAGAAGUGAAAAGUUGGAGAGCUUAUCUUUCCCCGUCCCCUUGGCGUCAGCCUUUGUCAACACGGCUGUUUCUUGGUCCUCAAAAGACAUCAAUCAACUCGGAAAUUAGUCAGUGGUGUGACAAGGAUCUUGCUUGAGUUGUAGGUGACAUGAAGUCAGUUUGGAAAAGAAUAAAGAAGAACUUUAACAUCAAGAGUUCAAAAAAACGUAAACAUGAGGCCAAGGAGAAUGGAGAGUUGUUAGAAAUCUUGGAAUGUGAUGAGUCAGUUAUUUUGGGAUCACUAUGGGACAAUUGUACAUGCGGCAAGAACCCUGGACAUGCCGACUUCACUGCUGUUGAGGACUUCACGUUAUCGAAACUACAGCUGGAAAUUCAAGAAGAAACUGUUUUUGACUACAUUAAAGCUCAUGAAAAACUUGUAGUGAAGAUAGAGGUUGUGAAAAGUGAACCAGAAGCAGGGAAGAAAUUUGCCACUGGUUAUGCGUGGUGUAUGGUUGAGAGGAUCGAAUUCCCUUGCCCUGUCAGUAAAUGUUCACACACCCCUUCAGAUCAUGGUGUUUUCGGUGGGGUCAUCGUGUAUACUAAUCAGCACGUUGUGAAGGACAAUACAGAGGCGGAGAAUUCUACUGUGUAUUUCACUUUUGGAAGUGAAACAGUCAAAGCAUUUGGAGUGAAGCUAAGAGAAAAUCGGGACAAUAAAGACUUGGUUGGGCUAGAGGUUUGUUUCCAUGACCCACAGUUGUACAAGCAGGUCGGUGGCUUUGCGGAAGAUGUCGCCAAAGCCUGGAACGCUAUACCGGUGUCGGCUAAAGAAGCUUUCAAGCAGUAUGCCAUUGUUAUUUCGCAUCCUCAUGGUACAGAAAAAGUGAUCUCAGUUGGAAAUUUAAUCACUUUAGAAGAGGAGGAAGAUUUGAGUAAACUAUCAAAAAAUGAAGUCAUGCAAAAUGAAUCUGAUUCUCACGGGAUGCGUUUCAACGCUGAGAGGCAAAAAGUGACACGCUAUAGUACAGCCACAUGUCCUGGCAGCUCGGGGGCUCCUGUGUUGACCGGCUUCUAUCCUCACCGGCCCUUCACACACAGCUCAUAUGACCCUUUCAGAAAACAGAAUUUAUGUAAGUCUUACUAAACAGAAAUUUUUUUCAGUGUAGAGUAUUCACAUUUUUUACUGUCUAGCACGCACAUAGCAAACACUCACUAUAGGUUUUCAGAUUCCGAGUUGUUUUAAAAAAAAUUGAACUUGUAUAUAUAUAUAUUCUUUGUUGAAAAUGACGCAGCAAAAUUCAAACACAACAAAAAGAUUUCUGUAUCCCACCGAUUUUGCUUUGUGCAUACUAUAUUAUAAUUCCUUGUUGUCUUAGUGAUCAAAAUGAGCUGUGAGAUACAGUGAAAUUUCCUUUGAAAACAAAAUUUAGGUACAGUAAUUCCUAUGAUUGGCUUUCACUGAACAUCUCUGCUAUGUACCAGUUUUGUCUACAACACUGGGAACUGGAAAGAAGAUUAAAACGUUUUCUUCUC